AUGGGGAAGAAGCGGACCCAUGCUGAGACUAAGGAUGGCUUUACGAAGCCGCCUUCGGGCCAGGACCGGGUGAAGAACGACAAGAAGGAUGCGCGCAAGGGUGGAGAUGCCGGCAAGAAGCGCUCGGCAUUGAUAUUCAAAGUGCAGCCUGAAUGGCACACCGUCGAGCUGCCUCAGCUUCCCACAGUCGAGAACCCUACGAUACCCCCCAAAUACAUUCUUGACGACCUCCACGCCUACGCCGAUGAGCUUCUGGAAGUCGAGACGACCGAAUAUGCCGCCUCCCACAUGUCUAAGGAUGCGUCGCACAAGUUCAUGUCCACCAUUAUGGCGUCUGGUACCAUGGAAGAUAAGGUCUCAGCUUUGACACUGUUGGUUCAGGAGUCGCCGCUGCACACGACAAAGGCUUUCGAUCAGCUACUGGGACUGUCGCGCAAGAAAAGCAGGAGUGCUGCCAUGAUGGCCUUGGCCGCGCUAAAGGAUUUACUGGGACAGGGUGUUCUCCUACCGCCAGACAGGAAGUUGAAGGCGUUUGCACGACAGCCAGGCCUUCUUAGCGCGCUGCAGGGAAAGAACAUGCACUGGAAAUAUGGCGAGAAGCUGCCUGGCGAGCUGCAGAAGGUGCACCUGAUUGCAUGGUCGUACGAGGAUUGGCUCAAGAAGCAAUACUUCGAGAUGCUCAAGAUCAUCGAAGGCUGGACCAACGACGAAGUCGAGUACUCGCGAAAUCGCGCAGUGACCUUUGUCUGGGAGCUGCUGAAAGAGAAGCCAGAGCAGGAGGAAAACUUGCUGCGACUGCUCAUCAACAAGCUCGGAGAUAAAGAGAAAAAGGUGUCAUCGCGAGCAUCGUACCUGCUUCUCCAGCUGCAGAUCACGCACCCGCUGAUGAAGAACGUCAUCAUCAACUCCAUCGAAUCUGACCUAAUCUUCCGGCCGAACCAAAGCGCACAUGCCAAGUACUACGCUGUCAUUACCCUCAACCAGACCGUGCUUAGUGUGAAGGAGCAGGAAGUUGCCAACAAACUGCUGGAGAUAUACUUCAGUAUUUUCCUUGGUCUUCUCAAGAAACAAAAGGAUCAUGAAAAGGAAGAAAAGAAGGUCGCAGUGCUGAACAAGCACGGUCACAUCCAAGGAGGUGGAAGCGCACCUGGAAAGAUGGCGAAGAAGAAGGCCGAGAAGGAAGCUACCAUGGCUUUCAAGGUUGCCGACGAGUCGAGAGAAAAGUUGAUCUCUGCCAUUCUCACAGGUGUCAACCGUGCUUUUCCUUUCGCCAAGACUGACGAUGCCAAAUUCGAGGACCAGCUCAACACCAUCUACCAGGUUACACACUCAUCCAACUUCAACACCGGUAUCCAGGCCAUGACCCUCAUUCAGCAAAUUUCUGUCACCAAGAACAUCUCCACCGACCGAUUCUACCGCACACUAUACGAGUCUCUUCUCGACCCUCGUCUCAUCACGACAUCUAAGCACAUCAUGUAUCUCAAUCUCCUUUACCGGUCACUCAAAGCGGAUACCAGCAUCAAACGCGUCAAAGCAUUCGUCAAGCGCUUACUUCAGGUUAUUCACAUGCACGAACCUCCUUUCAUCUGCGGUGUGUUGUACCUUGUUAAUGAGCUUAUGACGACCUUCCCCAGUAUCAAGGCUAUGUUGUCAACACCAGAAGAUCAUGUUGACGAUGGUGAGGAUGAGCAUUUCGAGGAUGUCCCAGAAGAUGGCGAGAACAAGGUGGAGGAGAAGAAGCCUGCUAAGCCUGCAUACGACGCCCGAAAACGCGACCCUGAGCACGCACAAGCAGACCUGUCUUGUUUGUGGGAGUUGCUACCGCUUCAGGCACACUACCAUCCAUCAGUACAUGUCUUAGCCUCGAAGAUUGUUCAUCAGGAACUCAUCAAGGAGAAGCCCGACCCAACUAUCUACACUCUCAUGAACUUCCUCGACAAGUUCUCCUUCCGCAAUGCAAAGACCAAGGCGCAAGGCGUGCACGGUUCCUCCAUCAUGCAGCCUAUGUCUGGUACUUCCAAGGCCACCGACUACCUUAUUACAGCCCGCGACGGCGACCGCACCCACGAUCCACUCAACUCAGAGUCUUUCUGGCGCAAGAAGGUCGACGACGUGCGUGACGACGAAGUUUUCUUCCACACGUAUUUCGAAAAGGCCGGCAAAGCCAAACAGGCCGACAAGAAGGCGAAGAAGAAGAGCAAGAAGGACGCAGACGACAGCGACGACGAAAGUGGCGAGGACGAGAUCUGGAAGGCGCUUGUCAAAUCGCGACCAGAUGUCGAGGGCGACGGCGGCGACGACGACUUCAGCGACAUCGACAUGGACGACAUGAUGAGCGACUCCGACGCAGAAGGAGGAGUUACUAUGGACGCUGGCGUCGAGCUCAACCUUGGCAGCGAUGACGAGGAUGAUGCAGCUCCUGCGCCUGCUGACGAUGACGACGACGACUUCGAGAACUUUGACCUCGACGACGAAGACGGGUUCAUGGACGAUGAAGACGACGUGCCCGUUGAUCUCGACGUUGGCGACGACGCAGAUGGCGACGACGAUGGCAAAGAUGGAAGGAAGAAGAAGAAGAGGAAGCUCAAGCAACUCCCCACCUUUGCUUCUGCGGAGGAUUACGCAAAGCUUAUUGGUGACGAUAGCGAGUAG
This is a messenger RNA of Ascochyta rabiei, 2652 nucleotides long. Its product is annotated as RNA-binding ribosome biosynthesis protein mak21. Lineage: Eukaryota; Fungi; Ascomycota; Dothideomycetes; Pleosporales; Didymellaceae. Bases 1 to 2652 code for a protein of 883 amino acids. The record is from RefSeq and is a predicted model, not a curated record. The transcript has 2 exons. Gene Ontology annotation, cellular component: nucleus.